This is a messenger RNA of Sinocyclocheilus rhinocerous, 380 nucleotides long. RefSeq names its product UPF0687 protein C20orf27 homolog. The annotation marks the transcript as partial. The record is from RefSeq and is a predicted model, not a curated record. NCBI's taxonomy places the organism in Eukaryota, Metazoa, Chordata, Actinopteri, Cypriniformes, Cyprinidae. The transcript has 2 exons.
CGCAGCUGUAAGCGCUUUGCUUUUGUUCCUCCUGCAGCAGCGUCUAAGACGGGGGGCGUUCGCUUCGCUGAGGAACCCGCUGCGGCUGCCACCGCUCACUCUCAUGUGCAUUUUGACGAGAAACUGCACGACUCCGUCGUCAUGGUGAUACCCGAAUCAAACGGGAACUUCCUGGUUAAGGUGGGCUUCCUGAAAACACAGCACCGAUAUGAGAUCGUGUUCACACUGCCGGAGAUGCCAGAGCUCGGGAAAGACGUGUGUCCAGCCCCCAUCCCCAAUCCUCACCUCCGUAUCACUAACAUAACGCCGUCCUCAGACGGUACGUCCCAUCGCUCGAGGUUCUGACCCAAAACAGCUGAACCUGUUGAUGAAGACUUGUG